Molecule: messenger RNA, 998 nt
Organism: Populus euphratica (Euphrates poplar)
Lineage: Eukaryota; Viridiplantae; Streptophyta; Magnoliopsida; Malpighiales; Salicaceae
Product: probable LRR receptor-like serine/threonine-protein kinase At4g08850
Exons: 12
Coding region: 75-983 (302 amino acids)
Molecular function (GO): receptor serine/threonine kinase binding
Source: RefSeq, a predicted model, not a curated record
UUCCUCAUCAACUUCAUCCAAUUUUAUUUUAUUUUUGUAAGGCAAUGCAUCCUCUUUAAAACUCACUGGUUUCUAUGUUGACGCCAUUUUUGGGUGGUAGAGAACUCUCAAACCGCGAAUUAACCGGACAAAUCAACGCUACAGCCUUGACUAGUCUCGUUUUCCUAGAAAAAAUUGAUUUGUCCAACAAUCAACUUUAUGGUAGCAUCCCUGUCACCAUGGGGAACUUGCCUUCACUCAAAGAACUCGGCCUCUCGAGAAACUUCCUCAAAGGCUCCAUACCUUCAUCCUUGGGGAAUUUGUCGUCCCUUGUAUAUCUCGAUCUCUCCAGAAACUUCUUCAGUGGCUCCAUACCUCCAUCUUUGGGGAAUUUGUCAUCCCUCCAAUUUCUCCGUCUCUCGCGAAACUUCCUCAAUGGCUCCAUACCUUCAUUUUUGGGGAAUUUGCCGUUCCUCAAAUAUCUGUAUUUGUGGUGUAAUAUGUUAUCAGGUCAAAUCCCAAAAGAAUUGGGCAACCUCUCUAAUCUCCGAGUGAUGAACUUGGCCUUCAAUGAACUCACUGGUCAGCUUCCACCAGAACUUGGAAGAUUGGGAUCUCUAUAUGCUUUAGAGUUGAGCUCCAACAAUUUGAGUGGAGACUUGCAGGGAAAUUGCUCCCACUUUACUUCGGAUCAAUUGGGGUGGUUUGGCGUAGGUGGGAACCGUUUGACCGGUCAAAUACCAAGGUUCAUUGCGAAUUGGACUCAACUCUAUUACCUGUCCCUCUCCGGGAAUGAUUUUGAAGGAGAGCUGCCUCUUGAACUUCUUUUUAACAUGUCAAAUCUCGAAUACUUGUAUGUUAGUGACGUAAGAAGCUCGGCCGGUUUCCCUUUCCCAAAAUAUGCAAAUAUGACGGGAAUAACUUUCCUGAUGAUAAGGAAUUGCUCAAUAAGUGGUGAAAUCCCCCCGUACAUUGGUGAUUGGUCAUCGUUAACAUACCUGUAAGUUUCAUUUCCUCUU